Molecule: messenger RNA, 1669 nt
Organism: Terrapene triunguis (Three-toed box turtle)
Lineage: Eukaryota; Metazoa; Chordata; Testudines; Emydidae
Product: serine/threonine-protein kinase Kist-like
Exons: 8
Coding region: 1-1236 (411 amino acids)
Biological process (GO): positive regulation of translational initiation; regulation of protein export from nucleus; peptidyl-serine phosphorylation
Cellular component (GO): neuronal ribonucleoprotein granule; nucleus
Molecular function (GO): protein serine/threonine kinase activity; RNA binding; ATP binding
Source: RefSeq, a predicted model, not a curated record
AUGGCCGGGGCCCCGCUGCUGGAGGCGCUGGGUCGCCUGUGGCAGGUGCAGGCCCAGCUCGGCAGCGGUGCCUCCGCCUCCGUCUUCCGCGUGAGCUGCUGCGGGGACUCGCGCGCUCUGCUCGGCGCCGUCAAGGAGUUCGUGCCCCCGGCGCGGCCCGGGCCUGCCGCCCGCAGCGCCCCGGAGUACGGCUUCGGCAAGGAGCGCGCCGCGCUGGUUCAGCUGCGGGGCCACCGCAACAUCGUGACACUGUACGGCGUGUUCACCAACCACUUCUCUGCAAAUGGCCCUUCUCGCUGCCUCCUGCUGGAGCUGCUGGACAUCAGCGUGUCAGAGCUGCUUCUCUACUCCAGCCAUCAGGGUUGCUCCAUGUGGAUGAUCCAGCACUGUGCCCGUGAUGUGUUAGAGGCCCUGUCUUUCCUUCACCACAAAGGCUAUGUGCAUGCAGACCUCAAGCCACGCAACAUCCUGUGGAGCGCAGAGGAAGAGUGCUUUAAACUCAUUGACUUUGGGCUUAGCUUCAAAGAGGGGUAUCAGGAUGUGAAAUACAUUCAGACAGACGGGUAUCGGGCUCCAGAGGCAGAGCUGCAGAACUGCCUUGCUCAGGCGGGGCUCCAGAGUGAAACGGAAUGUACCUCUGCUGUAGAUCUGUGGAGUCUAGGAAUCGUUUUACUGGAAAUGUUCUCAGGAAUGAAACUGAAACAUACUGUCCAAUCUCAGGAAUGGAAGACAAACAGUUCUGCCAUCAUUGAUCACAUUUUUGCCAGUGAAGGUGUGGUAAAUUCAGCCAUCCCAGCCUAUCACCUCAGAGACCUUAUCAAGAGCAUGCUUCAUGAUGACCAAGCGAAAAGAGCCACUGCUGCAAAGGCCCUGUGCAGCCCCUUCUUCAGCAUUCCCUUCGCUCCCCAUAUUGAAGAUCUGAUGAUGCUUCCAACUCCAGUGCUAAGGCUGCUCAAUGUCUUGAGUGAUGCUUCUCUUCAGAGUGAAGAAGAAUAUGAAGAUGUGCUGGAAGACAUAAGAGAGGAGUGUCAGAAAUACGGCCCGGUUGUUUCCAUGCUUGUUCCAAAGGAGAAUCCUGGCAAAGGCCAAGUCUUCGUUGAAUAUGCAAAUGCUGGUGAUUCCAAAGCUGCCCAGAAAUUGCUCACUGGAAGGAUGUUUGAUGGCAAGUUUGUUGUGGCUACGUUUUACCCCCUGAGUGCCUAUAAGAGAGGGUAUCUGUACCAAACAUUGCUCUAGCAGCAGCAGCCAUCAGGAGAGUCGGCAGCGUCUCUUCCUCAUUUCAGUGUGUUCUGCAGUUUGAAUGUACAAAGAGCUUCCUAGCCCUGCUUUUGAGUAGUUUUGAAAGGAGAUCUGCACAGUACAGAACUGGGCUUUUGCCCUCUAGUGCUGCUUUGUCCUGUACAAAGGUAGCCCAUGCGGCUUUAAAAUGAUCUGUGUUCUGCUUGUUUGGUUACAUUAGAGACGUGGCUCUUGCCUACCCUGGAAGGCUCUCGAGUGACUGGAGUAAGUAGUGGCAUUGCCAUCACAGGAGACUCGAUAUCUAAGCAAUUGAGGUUAAGUCUGGUUCAGACUGUUAAAAAUGUCGCUUCAGUGUCUUGACAUUAAUGAUUGACUAAUGUUUGGGGAAAGGAUCUCUCUGUUAAAUAUUCAUCGCGGAGUGAGAACCCCC